AUGCGCGAUGUGGAGUGUGUUCUGCGCACAGGGCUCUGCAGACUGCGCCAGCGGCCUCAAACGCGCGACUCUCGCGCUCUCCCAGCCCAGUCCCACCCCAUCCACACGCUCCCCGGCCUCUGCUUCCUCCGCGCUCAGGGAGAUGGCUCGCUACUCCAGACACGCGGUCCAGGACCUUUUACGUGGGCGAUCGCGCGCGGGGUAGGGCUGGCAGACUGGGCACCUGACGUGGGAAAAGUCCGCGCAGAAGUCCCGACCCGGCCAGACUUCCUGCCCGCGGGGCCCGAGGCUCCGGCUCUGGAAGCGCGCCAGGGGGCGUCGCUGGGAGGGAGGGAGCGGCUUCCUGGGCGCGGGCGGCCGAGCGCAGGCGGCGGAGCGCGGGGACGGCUCACCUGGACCGGCGACAUGGAGGACGGCGUGCUCAAGGAGGGCUUCCUCGUGAAGAGGGGCCACAUUGUCCACAGCUGGAAGGCACGGUGGUUCAUCCUUCGGCAGAACACGCUCCUGUAUUACAAACUAGAGGGCGGCCGGCGCGUGACCCCACCCAAGGGAAAGAUCCUCCUCGAUGGUUGCACCAUCACCUGCCCCUGCCUGGAGUAUGAAAACCGGCCGCUCCUCAUCAAGCUGAAGACCCGGACUUCCACUGAGUACUUCCUGGAGGCCUGUUCUCGAGAGGAGAGAGACUCCUGGGCCUUUGAGAUAACGGGGGCCAUCCACGCAGGGCAGCCGGGGAAGGUCCAACAGCUCCACAUACUGAAAAACUCCUUCAGGUUGCCCCCGCACAUCAGCCUGCAUCGGAUUGUGGACAAGAUGCAUGACAGCAGCACUGGGAUCCGGCCGUGCCCCAACAUGGAGCAGGGAAGCACCUACAAAAAGACCUUCCCGGGCUCCUCUCUGGUGGACUGGCUCAUCUCCAGCAGCUUUGCAGCCAGCCGUCUGGAGGCAGUGACCCUUGCCUCCAUGCUUAUGGAAGAGAACUUCCUCAGGCCGGUAGGGGUCCGGAGCAUGGGAGCUAUUCGCUCUGGGGAUCUGGCCGAGCAGUUUCUGGAUGACUCCACAGCCCUGUACACUUUUGCUGAAAGCUACAAGAAGAAGGUAAGCCCCAAGGAGGAAAUCAGCCUCAGCACCAUGGAGUUAAGUGGCACAGUGGUCAAACAAGGCUACCUAUCCAAGCAGGGGCAUAAGAGGAAGAACUGGAAGGUGCGCCGAUUUGUUCUGAGAAAGGACCCAGCUUUCCUGCAUUACUAUGACCCUUCCAAAGAAGAAAACAGGCCGGUAGGUGGAUUUUCUCUUCGUGGUUCCCUUGUGUCUGCUCUGGAAGAUAACGGUGUUCCUACUGGAGUAAAAGGCAAUGUCCAAGGUAAUCUCUUCAAAGUGAUUACGAAGGAUGACACACACUAUUAUAUCCAGGCCAGCAGCAAGGCUGAGCGAGCAGAGUGGAUUGAAGCUAUCAAGAAGCUAACAUGACCUAAGGGAGCAGGACCAGGGUCCUCAUCAGCUGAUAUAGAUGGGACUUCCUGGAGAACUGGAGCACAGCAUUGGCCUGGGGAUGUGGCUCUAGUGGUAGAGGACCUGCCUGGCAAUCCCGAGGCCCCAGGUUCAGUUCUUAGCACUGUUAAAAACAAAAGAAACCAAACUUUAACAUUGUACAUUUUGCACUGCUUUGGACUGAGACUGUUCAAGGUGGUCCCUCAGAUGACAGUGGGGAUGUGAUGUCCUUCUGUCUUCCGAUUACCAACCUGAAAAGCUGGACCGGCUGUUAGGUGGCAGCAUCUCGACUUUUGCUCUUCAGGAAAGAGAUCUCCAUCUUUGGGGACCGUAGUAGUAUCUCUCUGUUGGAACACUAACUCCGACUUUGCUAUAUUAAAUACUCUAGUCUCAAGACAGCUCUUAAGUGAUUUCAAGAAUUCACAUAUUUGGAAUUAAUAAAGACUGACACGUGUC
Molecule: messenger RNA, 1944 nt
Organism: Meriones unguiculatus (Mongolian gerbil)
Lineage: Eukaryota; Metazoa; Chordata; Mammalia; Rodentia; Muridae
Gene: Plek2
Product: pleckstrin 2
Exons: 9
Coding region: 1-1467 (488 amino acids)
Biological process (GO): actin cytoskeleton organization; intracellular signal transduction
Cellular component (GO): plasma membrane
Source: RefSeq, a predicted model, not a curated record